AUGGGAGACGCGGAGGUGGACUUCUGGACGCCGACCAUCGAGGCGUUCCGACCGCUGCAGUUGGACGGCCCGGAGCUCACGCCGAAGCUGCUAAAGCGACCGCCGUUUCGUUUCAUUGCCGAUAUAGUGACAGCCAUCAACGCGCGCUUUGCCGCGUACGACCACAUUUUUACUCCGGACCAGCUUGACGUGACGAAGAUCGACAGCAAGGAGAAGAAGAUUGAGUACCUCACGACGCUAGUCAAAUACGUGGGCUCGCUCCUUGGCGGUAAGAUUGAUGUAAAUGUGAAGAGGAUCGUUUCAGGGAGUGAGCCGGAGAAAACGAAUGUGUUCCUGCAGCGCCUUGCCCUCGCAGUGGGAUACGCGCAGCAGGACAAGGCACGGAAGGCGCAGGCCCCAGCGCCUGCAACUCCGGAGCCGUCAGACCCGAUAACUACGCCAAAGGUCUCAACGCCGGCCACGGGUUCCCCUUCUCGCAGCGAGAUGCCGAGGCGUGCCUCAAACUCUGUAGGAAACUCGUUGAAAAAGGAAGCCUUGAUGCGCGAGGCCACGGAAUUCUUCAGCAAAGUGAAUGACUACGGCCACCUUAAACUGGACCAGGAGCAAUCCGUGAAGGAGGUUGGCCAAAGCAUUGUAGACAUGUACAAUGAGCUGAAACAAGACACGGACACGUCUGAGCCUUCGUCUUUACCCUUAGAUGCCCUUGAGGUGGCCAUUAAACGCCAGUUGGAUGUUGUUCAGCAGGUGUCUGUCCUGCAGGAUGAAAAUGAUACGCUUCUGGAAAAGCUUGAAGUGUUACUCUCUUCCUGA
This is a messenger RNA of Trypanosoma conorhini, 810 nucleotides long. Its product is annotated as putative TRAF3-interacting protein 1-like. Gene Ontology annotation, cellular component: centrosome; ciliary basal body; axoneme. The coding region runs from base 1 to 810 and encodes 269 amino acids. The record is from RefSeq and is a predicted model, not a curated record. Gene Ontology annotation, biological process: intraciliary transport; cilium assembly; regulation of microtubule cytoskeleton organization. NCBI's taxonomy places the organism in Eukaryota, Euglenozoa, Kinetoplastea, Trypanosomatida, Trypanosomatidae. Gene Ontology annotation, molecular function: microtubule binding. The transcript has a single exon.